CUCACCGGUAAUCAAGAGCAUCAACGAUAUUUAUUUCAUUUUAACAUCUGAAAUUUGAGACACAUAGGAAAUCAGUAAAGAAAAAUGACUUCAUCUUUGCCACAAACACUACAAACCACAGAUAUGACUUUGUUUGGGAACUGCAGCAAUGAACUUUGUAGUAACUCAACCUCAGGUGAUAUAGCAGAAACCCUGAGAACGGCGAUAGAUGUCCUGUCCUACAUUAACUACUUCCUUCUACCUCUGUUACUAGUGCUAGGGUUGACGGGGAACACCUUGACUAUUAUCAUCAUGCAGACCAAGAGGUUCACCCACCUGACCUCCAGGAUCUUUCUGAUAGCCCUAGCCCUGUCUGAUUCCGUCCUUCUACUCACACAGCCGUUCAAUAAAAACUUCAUCCUGACCUUAUUCCAAACAGAUUUACGGGCCCUGUCGAACGUGGGAUGCAAGGCUUUCUUCGUUAUUUUCAAAACUGCCAAAAUGUCCUCAUCGUGGUUUCUCGUAUUCAUAUGCUGGGAGAGAUUUGUGGCUGUAUGGUUUCCAUUGAAAGCAAAACUGAUUUGUACAAAGCGCGUUGCAGUUGGUCUUAUACUGGCAGUGUACAUCUUCAUUUUUACGUACACUUCAGUAUGGAGCUACGCUUCUCAAAUAACACCAAAGGGGAUAUGCCACCCAGAUGUUUAUGAUAAAAGCGAUCCAAACGAAGUAAGCCGCUUUGGUGCCUUCCUUUUAGGGGGUCUGUCUAUUUACUCUUUAAUUCCAAUGUGUUUUCUUAUCACCAUGACCCCUAUGAUUGCACUGAAAUUGACCAGACACGGUCAGAAGCGUAAGUCGAUGGUAGGAAAAUCGGCCAGAAAGGCCACCUCCCAAGACACCAACAGAACUACUAUAAUGUUGGUCGGGGUCAUGGUUGCAUACAUUCUUCUGAUAUCUCCUGUGACAGCACUCCACAUGAGUGCUUUUUUCCUCAGGGUCAAUGCGUUUGGAAGCAAUGCUUUAGGUUUCCUUGUCUUUAAGGAGGUUUCACAGAUUUUGGAGCAGAUCAACUAUGCUAUCAACUUCUUUCUUUAUGUUUUAACGUCUAGUAUGUUUAGACAAGGAUUCAAGGAAAUAUUGCAUUGUAACCGAUGGCAACGGUUGUCCCGAGCUACGAGUAGUAAAUCAUCGGGUUCGGACUUUCAAAUAAGUACCAGGAAAAAGUACUUAGAAUCUGAAAACGUUUCCACCGUUUCAAAAUAAGAUUGAAAUGAAGAGUUUCCGUCAAAAGUUAAAUCAUACUACAAAAACAUCACGUGCUAUUACUAAACCUACAGCAAGGGAACUUGACUUCUAAAAAAAAUAAUUUAUUUCUUUUAGAAUGUUCUGUGUUGUCGAAACGUUUUUAAUUAUUGCUUGUUAUAGUCUUGUAAAUAAUUAACAGUGUAUCUUUAUGAAAUGGCGUCAUAUUACAUCAUUAAAACGGUGAAUAUAUAUUCAAAGACUGUUGCAUAACAUUUAUUUUCCCUUGGGUGUAAAUAUCAUAAUCGUUAUAUUGUGAAAAUUGAUAUCGUACCUAAAAAUUGCAAGACAAAGGAUAUUAUAAACAUGCAAAUGCUAUUUAAAUUGUGUUGUUCAAAAUAAAUAUACAAAAAGUGAA
Messenger RNA from Magallana angulata, 1636 nucleotides. Its product is annotated as neuromedin-U receptor 2-like. NCBI's taxonomy places the organism in Eukaryota, Metazoa, Mollusca, Bivalvia, Ostreida, Ostreidae. The record is from RefSeq and is a predicted model, not a curated record. The transcript is spliced from 3 exons. Gene Ontology annotation, cellular component: plasma membrane. The coding region runs from base 85 to 1239 and encodes 384 amino acids. Gene Ontology annotation, molecular function: G protein-coupled receptor activity. Gene Ontology annotation, biological process: G protein-coupled receptor signaling pathway.